Esox lucius (northern pike) is the source of this 3710-nucleotide messenger RNA. RefSeq names its product zinc finger and BTB domain-containing protein 14. The transcript has a single exon. NCBI's taxonomy places the organism in Eukaryota, Metazoa, Chordata, Actinopteri, Esociformes, Esocidae. Gene Ontology annotation, cellular component: nucleus. Gene Ontology annotation, molecular function: RNA polymerase II cis-regulatory region sequence-specific DNA binding; DNA-binding transcription factor activity, RNA polymerase II-specific; protein binding. The record is from RefSeq and is a predicted model, not a curated record. The coding region runs from base 1051 to 2208 and encodes 385 amino acids. Gene Ontology annotation, biological process: regulation of transcription by RNA polymerase II.
GGGCUAGAUGGGAUACAGCCGGUGGAUACAGAUUAUGUCAAAGUGACGACUAAAGUUAGCAUAUUCGAGUUGUGUCUGGGGUCAUUCUUGCAGUUUAGCUAACGCCAAGCCCCUUCCUAACCAUCCCAACCUGCUAGUUUCAGUAGCCUGAACGUCAGCGUAAGUUAUCCUAAACCUGCUACGAAAAGUCCCGUCUUACCGUAGCUGUAUACCAUCUAGUCAAACCCUAAAAGAGGAGGAAGAGGAAGAAAGACCUGGCUCCUGCGUCGUCGUUGACUGCAGCCUUGCGUGACAACACCAGACCGGAUUCGUGAUUCGAGUAUUGCCCUUUUUUCCUCGACACUUCUCUAUUACCGAACGGGACAAUCUUCCAAUUGCACAUCUAAUCGAGCCGUCGAGCGAUGUGAAGUUAUCUGUUUUGUGUUCUGAGGUGGAUUAAGUUACGGAAAUUUUUCUAAUGGAGGCUUGCUGAGCAAAAUGGCUGGGCGCACUGAAAUGUGAAACAUUGUAAGGUUAGCUAGCUAGCUGUAGCAGCCGAAGCAACUGGCACGCUAAGGGCGUUUAAUAAUCCCUUUCUCGCAGAAACACCCCGUUUAUUUCACCUCUGGAUGCAGAACGCCACUGUAGCGAUGUGUUAGGACCUGCGUUUUCUUGCGGAUAUAUGCAUUUAUCGACACUCCUUCGUCGUGUUUUUUUCCCCCAUCGGAUUUCUGCUUGACUGACUUGGCAUUGUGACCGCAUUCUGUUGUUGUCUCGUCGGUCAGCUGUGGAUUCUCACCGCUGAUCUCAACACAAGUCAGGAGUUCGCGAUUUUUCGUAACUUAAUUUUUCUUCCCGAACCCGACUGCGGCCAUUAGAUGCCGUGUGCUAACUAAUCUACGUUAAUUAGCAACAUUACGACUCACAUUUUUUUGUAAAUUUUAUUUAACAAUAUAAUUACACUAAAUUACUGUUAAAUCAUCUGACUUUUUAUAUUGCAUUUGGACGCUUCGAACAUUUUCCGCAGUUAAAUACCCCCCCCCCCCCACUCCCCAAAUAAACACUGCAGUCAUGGGUGAAUUCCUGAAAUACAUUGACUAUGACCACAAGACCAGCUUCAUGAAGAUGCUGAACCAGCAGAGGAUGGAAGGGGACCACUGUGAUGUUGUGGUUGUGGUGGAAAACGUGGAGUUCCGAGCCCACCGCUGCGUUCUGGCUGCCUGCAGCAUCUACUUCAAGAAGCUGUUCAAGAAGCAGAGCGACGUGGACAACUCCAUCGUGGAGCUCGACUUCAUCCGCUCCGACAUCUUCGAGGAGGUCCUCAACUACAUGUACACCGCCAGGUUGGCCGUCCGCAAAAAGGACAUCAACCUCAUGAUGUCGUCCGGCCAGGUCCUGGGCAUCGCCUUCCUCGACAACCUGUGUUCACAGAAACGGGAGCCCAACCUGAAGCCGAGUCGCGAGAACCAGGCCCCCGGGGACGGAAUGCGGGCCCAGGACGCCAUCCUGAAAGAGCUGGCCAUGGAGGAGGUGAGGAAGAACAGUUUCUACGACGGCGGAAUGGAGGCCAUGGGCUCCGGAGGUCCUCACGGUGUCCCUCCUCACUUCGGGGGUAACAUGUCCAAAGAUCCUCACAGUGCCCACGGCUGGACCUCCACCAGCUCCUCCUCCAGCGACAUGAAGCUGGACUACCUGCUCUACGGCCACCGCUCCGACGGCAUCCACCCAGCGGGCAUGAAGCCGGGGACGGACGGCCCGAAGAAGGACAAGUCCCACCUGGCGCACCGGCCCUUCGCCUGCGAAGUGUGCCCCAAGACCUUCACCACCCAGGCCCACCUGAAGGAGCACCUGAAGAUCCACACGGGCUUCAAGCCGCACCGCUGCCUUGUCUGCGGCAAGGCCUUCAUCCGCGGGCCCGACCUGAAGCGCCACGAGAGGGUCCACAGCAACGAGAGGCCCUUUGGCUGCCAGAUGUGUGAAAAGGCCUUCAAGCACAAGUCCCACCUGCGGGACCACGAGCGCCAGCACCGCGGCGAGAGACCCUUCAACUGCGGCUCCUGCGACAAGGCCUUCAUCAAGGCGUCGGACCUGAAGCGCCACUGGAACACGAUGCACAGCCAGCGCAGAACGCUGUCGCCCGCGGCCGCCGUCGCCACGGGCAGCAUCCCAGGGGACACGGACACGCAGGGUCAGAGGGACUGGAAACUGGAGGCCGGGCCGCAUUCGUAAGGAAGGACUGUCUCACACACACACACACACACACGCGCACACACACAUUCAUAGACCGACACGCACACACACAUUCAUACACAGGGUCCGGUGAUGAGUGGCGGUGUUCUAUCAGCCGGACCUUGAGGAGAGCUGGAGGGAUCAUAUCUGCUGCUGUAAUGUGGCAGUGGGCAGUACUAUGAUCUCCCUGAAUUGUCUUUGGUUGAGAUAUGUAUGUUUUCUUUCCUCCACUUAAUGUAAAAAUCAUGUACAUGUUUAGUUCACUACUACUACUACUGCAACGAGUAUAUUUUUCACACGCAAAACAUUUGUGGCUAUUUAGAAGAGACGGGGUCCUUUAUAAUUAUAAUUAUAUCUUUAUUUCUCUUUUACUUUAUUGAAUAUCUGUUACAAUGAACUGUUUUAUUUUGUUUAACCUUACUGGAUUUUAAGACAAAAAAAAAAAAGAUCUGAUUAUCUGCAUUACGUUUGUUGCGUUUGCGUAUAUUCUCCAUGUGGAUGUUUUAAAUGGAUGUUUAGUUGUACUGAUUGAUAUUACACUGUCAUAUGAAAUGAGUCUGCAUUCUGCAGUUGACACAGGUCAUACCAAAGCCUUGGGCCUUUGAAUGACAUCAAAAUUUAGGCUGAUUCCAGAGAUGAACAAACUGACAGAUUUUCGUCUUCCUCGUUGGAAGGACGAUGGAGGAAGUCGGAAUUUGGAUUUAGAACCAGAAUUUUCAGUUGUUCCGGAACUGACAUGGGCGUGAGUUUUGGCCUUUGAUUGACAAGCAGCGUGGAAGGGGUUGUUCAUUGCGUGUUCAGUCCAGGAAGCACGAAUCUCGGACCAGAUGAACUGUUAUACAGUAUCAGUAGUCUACCAUUGGCGAGAGCUACCACGUCUGUAUAUACUGUAGCUUGACUAGUCGCACAGGCAAGUACUUAAAACACAGUAACCAUAUAUGCACCUAUAACAUUGUUCUCUUACACUUUCAAAAUAAACCCGCAUUUGAUGAGUUGAUUUUUCUGAUUGUCAAGAUCUGAUUUCUUCUAGUUUUGUAAAUGGUUUGUAAGGAAGCCGUUGCUUUGUAUUGGUAACAGCAGAACCUGAGCUCAGUUCAAUUUUACCAUCUUGUGUAUAUAAAUAUAACACUGUGUACAUAUAAAUACACUGUAUUUACACUAUAAAUAUUUAGCUUUCCUAUAUAUUUGUUUGCCGUGUCUAAAGCAACAAGGACAUCAUUCACUUGUAAAACUCAUAUAAAGUACAGUUACAGUAAUUCCAGAAGGCGUUAUCCACCGUAAUGUUUAUUUUGAUGGUUCCGGGCAUUAUCUUGUCAAGGAGAUGCAGCUUGCGUAUGGCUUUCUAUUCCCUUUGGCCUGCUCUUUAAACUCUUAUGCACUUUAACUGCUUCAACCUCCUUUCAUCGAUAUGUUGUGUUUACUGUGAAUGCUGUUUUCCUGGCCAGGGUUCACUUGAUAAAGAGCUGCAGCUCUCUAUGGUUAAAUAAAGGAGAAAUGAAAAA